GCCGCAGAUCUCGUUGAGCCGUCGAGUAAGUCACACGCCUUUUUGCAUAUCCGAGCUCGCCAGCGGCAGCCCCGAGUUGGUGAACAAGUUGUGUCGUGAGUUCGAGUUGAGUACAGGCUAGAACGAGUUUUCGUUGUUUACGAUCUUUCGCGUUGAUUCGCGUGGUAGUGGUGCAGACACUAAGUGCAGGAGAAGGUGAAGUGGCGCCAGACGCAAAUUUCCAGUGAAUCAGAUAUUCAGUGGGUCAGCUCGGUUUAGUGCAGUUUUUUGCGAGAACGUUUAAGAGUGAAGAACACGCUGGAGAAGGUUAAGGUCAUGGGCACGAUGAUCCGGCGAAACAGUUUGAACAUUUCGUUCGGCAAGUGGCGAACGAACUCCAGUCCAGGAUCGGUGGAGAACGGGCCACCCGGAUCACCCUCGCCGCCCGUUGUCACACGGAAGGGUUCAUCGUCGUUUGGAAGUUCGGUAGCGAUACAGAAGCUCCGCGAGUCCAAGUGGUUCGACGCCGGCGAGGAACGCAUCUUCUGCGCCGUCAUCGAGGACGGAUUCCUGGUGGAACUGCGCCAUCCGGUCACCGGCGAGAGUUGGUACGGCGUUGCGGCCAUCGAAGCGAAGAAAUCGAUAAAACCAACCGCAGCCAACAUCAAGAUCUACUCCGUCAAGCUAUCCGACAGUAGCAGCAACAAGCGGCUCAAAAUCUACAACACCUCGCUCGACCAGCUGUGGGCCCAGGGCUACCGGAUCCGGAUCAACAAUCUGUGCGACAAGGCCAAGAAACCGCACAGCGAGAAGGACAUCUUGGCACAGAUCAAGUACGCCACCAAAACCAAGAUGGCAUUCCACAACAGUCAGCACUUUGUCGAGUUCUGUCGGUACGGUGACCGGCCCCAGGACAACCGGAAGCGACAAGUAAGUGUACUGUUGAAGCGACUCGAGAAAGCACUGGACGGAGCGCAGCCCUAUUUCUGACAAGUGGGAGUGAGCGGGAGAGAGAGAAAGAGAGAUCUCGGAGUGUGCCAAGUGGGGCGGAACCAACAUGGGCGCCACCAUCAUCUACUUUGCCAUGCAAACCCGGAACUCCAAGUAGCGAUGUAGCGGGCGGCUACUACUGCUGCGCAGGUGGACAUUAAUGCGAAUGCAAAUUACCAUUGAAAGUAAUUAGUGUUCAGUGCAUAUAAUAGUUUUAUAAGAGCGAGCUCUAAACAACAGUGUAGCUAGUCCUGGUGUCCAAGGUGCGUAGAAGCCUUGCACACCGUGCGCAAAAUAAAAGACGUGACUGUAUUACUAAGAUUUUGUCCUAGGGUAAGGAGCAGAAGUGACGAAAGAUUGUUGCUUGAGGCGAAAUAGCUUUAACGUUACUGUAAGAUAAACUUUUACUUUUUGUAUUACUAAGUAAUGACAUAUUUGUUCUACAUUCAUUUUACAUUAAGAAGCUAAAGUCGUACUGUAAGUAUAUUUGAAACAUGAAAAAGUAUAUUUUAUAAAAUUAAUGGAAGUUGUAUGGAUUCAGUUUCUAAACUGAACAUGAGAUGAUCUUCAAGAAUCUAUAUUAUUUACACGACAUCUCGUUAUGGAUUUCCUUUCAAAUAAAUCAAUGUGCCAAAUUAUUUGAAUAAUACAUAACUUGUUCUAUUCCUAAUGAUGUAUCCGAAAAAACACUUCACUAAUUUUUUUAAUAAACAAUAACGGCUUUAAAUAUACCUUUGGUUUCUUGAUGUUGCUUUGCACAGUCCUUAUUGAAUUUCUAAAAUUUUAUUUAAAAAAGAUGUGGUUUUUAAAUAUUAUUUACCGUACCAACCACUUCAAGUUGUUUAUAGAAUAUGGUGUGUAGUGUGUGUAGGGGAAUCGUAAGGAAAGGGAUUGUUGUAUUAUAUAGUAAAUGACCUUGUGACAUUAUUUCACCACUACGGAUUAAUCCACUCAAGGGGUGUCAACCCCUCGGUGGCCGAGUGGCUAGAGCAUCUGACUACCAAUCAAAAGGUGUGAGUUCGAAUCCCACCUGUUUCCAUGCGUUUUUUGUUCUAAUCUAAUCUAAUCUAAUCUAACACAAACGCAGCCAGUCCGAUGAAAGCAUGCUGGAAAGUCUUGUGAUUAGAUGACGCCCCAAGCACUUUUCUUGUCAAUAUUAAUUAUUGCGGUACAUCCGAGAACACCCGAAAAUGUAAUACAAAAAUUAAAGCGGCCAGCCCUACUGCGUUGUGUUUACCGCAGAGAGGAUUCUGUGAACGGAUCACAUUUCACAGAAUCUACAGGGGAGGAAGGAUGCGUGGACAUACCGUACCAAACGCUCCGGAUCAGUUUUGA
Messenger RNA from Culex pipiens pallens (northern house mosquito), 2304 nucleotides. RefSeq lists its product as uncharacterized. The record is from RefSeq and is a predicted model, not a curated record. Bases 316 to 969 code for a protein of 217 amino acids. The transcript is spliced from 4 exons. NCBI's taxonomy places the organism in Eukaryota, Metazoa, Arthropoda, Insecta, Diptera, Culicidae.